CAGGCCAUUAUUAAGAAAAUAUAUCACUCGGUGCAACCAGGCAUGGACUGCAGAAUAGAGCAUGCAGAAACCGACAGGAAUAAGUGUGCAGCUUGCUUCAGACAGUUCAACAGAAUGGAUCACCUUGUGGAGCACAUGAGGAUCUCACAUCAUUCGGCUCACGAACCCACUUGUGGCAUUUGCAGGAAGCACUGCAGGUCCUUUGAGUCUCUGAGGGAACACCUUAUGGGUCCAUUGCCAAAACAGGAAUGCAAAGAAAUUUUUGGCAACCGAGGAUGCAGAUUUUGCUUGAAGGUCCUUGACAGCCCUUAUGCUCAAAGGAUUCACCAAGAGAGAUGUCAGCUUUCUGGAAAUGCUGGACUAAUUAAUCGUUUUUCAAACCUGGGGAUCCGUGAUAAUUUGAGUAUUGGAAGAGGGCCACAAGUAGUUGCACUUGCUUGCAAAAUGGUCGGAGGUGGCAGUGAUGGCUCACUUGAUCUCUGUGCAAGAGUCUGCAUGAUUGAUGAACAAGAAAACAUCAUAUUCUAUUCCUACGUGAAGCCUUCAAUUCCUGUCACAAACUUCAGGUAUGAGACAACAGGUAUUCGAUCAGAAUACUUGCGAAAUGCAAUGGCUGUGAGACAAGUGCAGAGGAAGAUCCAAGACUUCCUCUGCAAUGGAGAACCCAUGUGGAAGAUUCGACCUAGGUUUGGUAGAGCCAGGAUUCUCGUGGGUCAUGGUUUAGAUCACGAUUUGGAAUGUUUGCAGAUGGAAUAUCCAGCAGAAAUGACGAGGGACACUGCAAAAUACCCUCCAUUGAUGAAAACGAGCAAGCUCAGCAACUCCCUCAAGUACUUGACACAAGCGUAUCUCGGGUAUGAAAUCCAAACAGGGGUUCAAGAUCCAUACGAGGAUUGCGUGGCAACGAUGAGGCUGUACAUGAGGAUGAGAUCUCAAGUACACAAAAAAGAGAAACACGCUUUGGCUUCAGAACCUCAAAAUAAGAACAACUUUGCUUCGUGGAGGCGAAAAGAACUAGAGAGAAUGAACCCUGAACAAAUGCUGGCAAUUUCCGAGUCCGACUAUUACUGCUGGUGCUUAGAUUCCAUCUAGUUAUGUCUUCGUCAGAAGCAUUAUGUCUGUAUAAGUAGCUAGGUUUUAUAUACUACUCCCUCCGUCUUAAAUUAUAAGUUACUUUUAAAUAUAAUCUUACAUAUCAAUACAAUUUAUUAAAUUAUAAGUUACUUUUAAAUAUAAUCUUACAUAUCAAUAUAAUUUAUUAAAUAUAUUUUAUAACCUUAUUUUUCAAGAUAAAAAUAUAAACUUUUUAAAAAUAUCCUUCAUUUAAUACUUCAUUUAUAAAAGAAUAUUGAAAAGAGAGAAUACAUGAGAAGGAUAAUAUUGAAAAAAUAUUAUUAAUAAAAUCUUAUUUUUAUUAAAAGUGUUUUAUAUUUUGAGAUGUUAAAUUUUUUCCAAAAAUAUAUUAUAAUUUGGGACGGAGGAAGUAAUUAUUAUAUCUGUAUAAGUACAAUAUAUGGGGUGAGCAUGACGAGUUUAGGAGCAUUAAGUAUGUAAUUCCGAAUAGAAUCUGAAUGGGGAAAGCCAGCUGGUUGUUUGAGAUUUGAUGAGCAUUUUUCGACAGGAGAUGGAAAGUAAACAUGUAUGGUAAUGAAGGAUAUUAACGUUACCUUGAUCUAAUUUUAAGAUUACAAAAAAGAUAUGGAAUGUGUAUAGAGAGCUUAUGGAAUAUGGAAAAGCGUGAAAAGUUAAUUUUUGUUGAAGUAUAUAUUCAUUAAAGGGAAUCAAGAUAAACUAGGAAUUUGACUUUUCUCCGACAAAAGGCAACCACAUUUGGCGAAAAUGAGUGCAUUUUUAUUUCCUAUAUCUGGUUUACAUAUCUAGCUCUCAUGAAAGAAGAUUCUCAUUCUUUUUUGUUUUCUGACAUUUUAUAAGACAAGUCAAUUGAGUUCGCUCUCCAGAAUUUGAGGGAAUGACAAUUUGGCACCGGUGUAUCAAUUUAAUUACAGUUUAGCAAAGCUUGAUUGCCUCAAACUCAAACUUCAAAUA
Molecule: messenger RNA, 2046 nt
Organism: Prosopis cineraria
Lineage: Eukaryota; Viridiplantae; Streptophyta; Magnoliopsida; Fabales; Fabaceae
Product: RNA exonuclease 4-like
Exons: 7
Coding region: 43-1092 (349 amino acids)
Biological process (GO): rRNA processing
Cellular component (GO): nucleus
Molecular function (GO): nucleic acid binding; 3'-5' exonuclease activity
Source: RefSeq, a predicted model, not a curated record